GACAACUGAAAUUGUCUGACCAUGGACCCUUUAGGUACCGGUAAUUGGGCCCAGGAUGUGUUACGGUGUCUUCUCUGUGAGACCCCGGGCCCCCCUAUGUACUGUGACAUUUGUCACAUACAUCUGUGUAAAGCUUGUGUGGGGGAACAUCUCUCUGAUAUAUCCAAAGAACACAAAGUGCUGCCAUUUGAAAAGCGGGGAUCUACUCCUAUCUACCCUAAGUGUCCAAAACAUUCCUCAAAACAAUGUGAACUGCUCUGUGAUCAAUGUGACAUUCCUAUCUGUAUUCACUGUAUAUCCUCUGGUGAACAUCAAGGGCAUAACUCAAAUGCUAUUUUGAAAAGUACUGAAGCCAAGAAAGGAGUCAUAAAAAGAAACUUAACAGAAUUGGAGAAAUUAAUUUAUCCUAAACAUCUAGAUAUUGCAUCUAGCAUUCCAGUUCAAAAAGCUAAUUGGAGUAAAAACUCCCAGAAAUUGAAAACAGCUAUCAAUCAAUAUGGAGAAUACUUGCACAGAGAAAUGGACACAAUAAUCCAAAAACUGAAAUCUGAUCUUGAAGAAAUGGACUCCAAACUACUGGACAUCUUAAAUAAACAGGAAGAUGAAAUCACAUGCACCAUUUCUGAAAUCACACAGAGCAUUGCUGACAUGAAAAAAUUACUGGACUCAAAUGAUGUCAGCCUUGUCUCUGCCUAUAAAUCCAGGAAUGCUGAAUUCAGAAGAUUGCCUCCUAAACUUAUAGCUUCCUUUCCAACUUUAACCCCUAAAAAGAUGAACAAAGAACAGAUUUAUCAACAGUUUGGUUCUCUGUCAGCAUUAUCUAUUAAAACAGAAGAAAGUAGCCCUAUAAUAGAUUCUUCAAGUGCUAAGUCCUCUCUCCUUAACAGACCACUCAUUGAUGAACCACAGGUCAUUACAAUUAUAAAGACCGGGCAGUACGGAACCAAUAAUGGACUAUGCAGUUUGUCCUGUCUGAGUGAAGAUGUUAUCUGGAUGAGUGGUGAAGAAAACUUCAUGAGACUUUACAACCUCAUGGGGGAACAAAUGAAGUCAAUCAAAACCAAGUCAGGAAAGAAACCCGGGGACAUAGCAGUGACAAGGGAUGGGGAUAUUGUUUAUACUGAUUGCAGUAAUAGCAGUGUGAACAUAGUGAAUAAUACACAGAUACAGACAGUGAUCAGACUACAGGGGUGGAGACCUCGCGGUGUCUGUAGUACCUCCUCUGGUGACCUCCUGGUUGUCAUGUACAGUGAUGAUGAUAAACAAACAAAAGUUGUGUGUUACUCUGGUUCCACAGAGAAACAAAGUAUUCAGUACGACGACAAAGGACAACCUCUCUAUUCAUCUGGUGGUAGCUCUAAAUGCAUCAGAGAGAACAGGAACCUAGAUAUCUGUGUAUCAGACAAUAAAGAGCAUGCAGUAGUGGUAGUCAAUCAGACCGGGAAACUCCGUUUUAUUUACAAUUAUGGUAAACAUUCAGUUGCCAAGGCACAAUUUGGUCCAUGUGACAUCACUACAGACAGCCAGGGCCGGAUCCUAAUAGCAGACUAUAGCAACGACUGUAUCCACAUCCUGGAUCAGGACGGGAAGUUCCUCCGCUACAUUGACAACUGUCAUUUAUGGAAUCCAUGUUCUUUAUGUUUGGACACCAGAGACAACCUCCUUGUGGCUGAGUGGGGCACGGGUAAAGUGAAAAAAAUACAAUACUGUAUCUAAAGUAAACUUGCAGGGUUUGUUGCAAGUGUUAACUGUCAAAAUGUGAUUGUUUAGAUGUAUAACCCAGUCAUUCUCAUUUAUAUGACUCCAUUUUGAAAUAUCACUAUCGCUCAAGUAAGAUCGUUUUUUCUUGAAGUAACGGUAUAAUAUUAUACAUGUUUUGCAGUAAAUGAUUUUGGAAGUUCAUAUCCAAUUAAUAUACAAUAAAUCGCUGUUAAUUUUGAAAUACAUUAUUAUUAUUCUAACAGCCAAAUUGUAAAUAUGUCACAGUGGUUUCCAUUUGUCACUACAUAGGCUAGUGAUAAUGUUUGUCCAUUUUUCAGCUACUGUAGUCAGGAGAGGAAAAAAUAAAAAUGUAGAUUUUUGAUGUAAUAAAACCCUAACAUUUUAGAGACUACUGUGUACAGUUUUUGCGACUCAUCAAUAUUUUUUAAUCAAGGAUGAUUAAAAUCUGUCGCAAUGUUAGCAUUAACAAGCGUUACCAAAACUUAAACUCCCAUAGGAGUUUAGAAAAAAACGAUAUUGUAUGAAUCAAGUUUCAUCUGAAUAUAUCUAUUUUGUAGGCAUUUAAGUAUAUGAUCCAUUUUUACUGUAUGACAUUUGCAUUGUUCAAAAACUCAGCAUCUCUCCGAUUCUUUCACUGUUAUAUGGUUUAGGAUUAACAAGCAUUACCGCUUUUUCUCUGCAUAAACAAUAAAUAUACUCUAAAUAAUCCCACCCUAUAUAUCCUUUAGAGAGUUGGAUAGUUUUAUUUUUCGGCGACAUUCAAACUAAAUAAAGCAAAGAUGUAAAGAAAAACAAUGAAACAUAAGACUUUUUGUUAACAAGCGUUACCGUUAACAGUAGCGUUACUAUAACUUUUUAUUUUUGGUAUGAAUAUUACUAAUAGGGUAUUCUCAAAUAUCUAGGCAUCCUUGACGAACAGUAAAGUAAAAACCACAAGUAAGAACAAAUUUACCCCAACAGCAUUUCAUUUAUCAGAUGUUUAAAAAGUCAUUGAUCUCACAUGAAUGCAGUUAAUCAAGAUGUGAAAAUGUCUCACUUUCUAAUAAAGGUCAAUAUCUGUAACAUUUAUGUCUUUCUGUGACUGCUAUGUCAAACCUGUAUACCCUGAAUUGUAUUCAACUUUUUGCAAAAAUAUUUUUUUCAUUUAUUCAAUGUAAAAGGAAAUGAUAAACAAGUGUUGAAUAAUACAAUUGUUUAUAUUAAAGGUUUUUCAGGAAGCAUAUUUUGUACAAUUUUCUGCUAAAUACUGUAAAUGUAUAAUAUUUGGCUUUGUAUUAUUAGUCCCCUACCGGUUUUCACCAGAAGAGACUAAAUCUUUCCUCUGCGUCUGUCAGUCCGUCUUUCUGUCCGUCCCUCCGUCCGUCUGUCUGUCCCACUUCAGUUUUUAACACUUUUUUUCUUUAUGUGUUUGAGGAAUAAUAUAAAAUUUGCUGAACAGCUUCAAAAUGUCAAACUACAGAUCAAGUUUACACUUUUGUAGCGUCUGGUUGACAUAUUUUCGAGAAGAUUAAUUUUUUAUAUUCCAAUUUUUUAAUGUUCGGGUUCGAUAUUCUGCAUUACAGUGCAUUGUUUUCACAAUUUCCACAAACCGGUAGGGGACAUGUAUUGCUUAUGCAAUACUCUCAGAAUGCUUGUUUUCAGAGUGUUUUGGUGAAAAGCAACUUCCGCUUAAUCUAAUACAUCACUAAAUGCCAUAUAUAUGUGUAAAAGAAUUGGAGCAUCCAGAAAUAUGCUAAUUUAAAUCCAAUUCAUGUUAACUUCUUAAAAAUUGAAUUUCCGCAAAAUAUCGUACAGGCCAU
This is a messenger RNA of Magallana angulata, 3521 nucleotides long. Its product is annotated as E3 ubiquitin-protein ligase TRIM71-like. The transcript has a single exon. Gene Ontology annotation, biological process: negative regulation of translation; proteasome-mediated ubiquitin-dependent protein catabolic process; protein polyubiquitination. Bases 22 to 1716 code for a protein of 564 amino acids. Gene Ontology annotation, molecular function: translation repressor activity; protein binding; zinc ion binding. Lineage: Eukaryota; Metazoa; Mollusca; Bivalvia; Ostreida; Ostreidae. The record is from RefSeq and is a predicted model, not a curated record.